This is a messenger RNA of Danaus plexippus (monarch butterfly), 1620 nucleotides long. RefSeq lists its product as uncharacterized. The transcript has a single exon. The coding region runs from base 144 to 1067 and encodes 307 amino acids. NCBI's taxonomy places the organism in Eukaryota, Metazoa, Arthropoda, Insecta, Lepidoptera, Nymphalidae. The record is from RefSeq and is a predicted model, not a curated record.
GCAACACUAAACGAGAUUUCAUAAUGGCGGACACUGCUUGCCAAGCUAAUUUUUGUAAUCGUAAAUAUAAACAAGGAUUAUAUUGAAUACAUUCACUUAUAUAGUAGUAUUAGUUGUUAUCAUAACUUAGAACAUAUGGGGCUAUGGAGAGUCACCUGCAUGAUGUAAAUAUAGUACAUAAUGUGAAACUAGAUCCCCAUUUACACGAUGUCCAAGUUUCUCAUAUAAAAAUGGAUUCUCAUUUAAUGCAUGAGGCGGUCCCUCACAACAUAAAGAUGGAUAUGCACGACGGUUCGCACAACGUUAAACUUGACCUCCACGAAGUUCCUAUAUCACAUAACAUCAAAAUGGACGGUCACGUUCACGAGGUGCCAGUCACACACAUAGGUCAUAUGAACCAAAACAAUCAGUUACAACAACAGAACGUCACACAAAACGUGGAGACGGAACCGGAGAAUCUGCUGAAGCCGCGAAUGGAGAAGAAAAAGAAAGAAGCCAUCGACGGACAAGCUAGAGAAAUAAUUUACAAAGUUAUCAAGUUCUUUGAGAGUGAAAAACAGAACAGAGGUUACGCGUUCCCGGUUGAAAAUGUAGUUAAAAGGGCCUGUGCGGCCACCGGCCUGUCUGAGAGCACUAUAAAGAGGAUUAAACGGGAAGGUAUCAGAGCUGAGGCGACACACACAAAAAUGGCUGGCCCGAAGAAGAAGAGAGUCCGGAAAACUAAAGUCCAACUGGAUUAUUUCCAACUGUGUGCGCUACGAGGCAUUGUUAACAGCUACAGUAUGAGAAAAGAGGUACCUACCUUAGGCAAAAUACUAACAGCGGCCAAACACGAACUGAAUUACAGAGGUGGCAAGGAAUCUCUCAGGCUAAUAUUACUAAACAAGCUAGGUAUUAAGUUUAAGAAGUGCGAAAAGAAAAAUAAAAAACCUCCGGAGCCCAAUCAGGGGGCGGCAAUUCAGCCGAUGCCAAAUGUUAUGUCACAUUUGCCAAUGCAGCAAAUGAAACCAGAGAACCAAUGUAUUUAUAGCAAUAUGAUGCCCCAGGUGCCCCCCGUCUCAUAUUGAGUUUCCUAUACGGUAAUUGUACAUAGUAGAAUAUGAAUUAAGUAUAAAAUGUUUGGUCUCAACUAUUGUCUAUAGUUUGAAAAUGCAGUGCAUAUUGUUGUGAUAUAUUAUUUUUUCAUGAAAACACAAAUGAGUGUUGAGAGAAGAGGUUUUAUAUUUUAUUUAAUUGACCAUGUCUCUGUUAUGAAUAUGCCAUAACAAUAAUUGUACAUAUAAGAAAAUGACUGUAAAUUAGACUUACAUUCAUCAUGAUUGAAGCAGAUAAUAAACUGAUAGUUUAAAAUUAAAUCAUUAUUUUCAAUAGUUUUAUUAUUAAAUAUGUUUUUCAUCGUCGAACUUAUUGAUAUUUAGAAAAGAUUGGAAAAAAAGAAUUACGAAAUACCUGUCAAAAUAUUGACAUUUCAGUUCCCGCCAUUUUUUUUAAAUAAAAGCGUAAGUCGAUAGGAAAUUUAGAUGUAUAUUGAAUCAUUAUAUUAAUGAUAGAUUAGACCUAUUGAUAUAAGGCUGAGUAUUGUAACAAUAUAAAUAAUAAAGAGAUACAUUUUUAAUAUUA